Molecule: messenger RNA, 7494 nt
Organism: Notolabrus celidotus (New Zealand spotty)
Lineage: Eukaryota; Metazoa; Chordata; Actinopteri; Labriformes; Labridae
Gene: zcchc2
Product: zinc finger, CCHC domain containing 2
Exons: 14
Coding region: 199-3627 (1142 amino acids)
Molecular function (GO): nucleic acid binding; zinc ion binding
Source: RefSeq, a predicted model, not a curated record
AAAUGUCAGCGUAGAAGAAGAAAGUAGCUGAGGAGAAGAACUCUAGUCCCCUCUCCUCGUCAGAUGAUCAGCUAAUAGUAAAAACACUGUAAAAAGACUCGAUAUUAACCUCUAGUUUCAACAGUGAGAAGCGGUGUAAGUUGUCAAUAAUGUACUGCAGUUCGUUGUUUACACUUUGAGGCCUUCAUCGCAGCGCUGAUGAUGCUGAAAAUGAAGCUACCGAUGAAAACGGGCGAGGAAGGAGGCGACGAAGCGGCCGAGGACGACUCUCUGGAUCAGCCCGAGCAGCGACCCGGGGCUGUGCCUCCCUCACUGGGGUCCGACGGACUGGAGGAGUCACCCAGACCUUACGUGCAUCCAUCCCAGCCAAGGAUGGACAAGGAGACUGUGUUCGAGUGGUUCGGCCUACAUCUGAACCCUGCUAAGAGGAUCGAGUUCAUGUGCGGGCUGCUACAUAUGUGCCAACCCCUGGAGCUCCGCUUUCUGGGAUCUUACUUGGAGGAUCUGGCUCGAAAAGAUUAUCACGUUUUAAGGGACUUCGAGUUUCGGGCUAACAGUCCGAAUGAUUUGGGAGUUUUAACGGACGUGGUUGAUCCUGUUGUGAGGUCCAAACUGCUGGUCUGCCUUUCCCUCCUCGGGUCUGACAGCAGGGAAUGUGCUGGAAUACUCUUUCGGAUACUGAACCAUGUCGACCCGGGCUUGUUCUACUCCCUCCCUCCUGCAUUCAGGGACCCUCACCACCACUCUUUCCACCCACCGUGUCAAGAUGGGGAUGUGUACGGGCGGUCAGACCCGACCUGCGGCUUGUCCUCUACCGACACAGCGGCAGGAGCUCUGGAGCAGUUGGCGCUGCUGUUCACCAUGGCCGCCCUACACCCAGCUUUCCACUUCCACCAGCGGGAGGUAGUCCGAGGGCAGCUGGACAAGAUAGAGGGAACUAUAGAGGAGGGGAGGCGGCGAAACCAGCUUAGAAUAAACGCCCAGACAACGGAGAUGCUGAGUCAGAAGGCAGAUUACCUGCCUCCAGUGCUGGGAUUGGGGGAAUGUACGGCCUCUCAUCCUUCCUGCCAGAGCCGACGGUCCAACCGCUGGGCAACACAGAGAGAAGCUGUGCAUAUAGAGGGGAUUGUGCUCAGGGGCAUCUCUCGGACUAGAAUAGACAAGGAAUACAACUUUGAGGUGAAGUGGUCAGACUCAUCAUCCAGUAAUGUGACCAAAACCCACCUUGAGCUGGAGAACUUCCUUCUUAAGCUUCCGAAGGAUCAGUGUACUGAGUCUUUUGAGAAGAGCAUCCUGAGGCUUCUGAACCAGGGGGACCAGAAGGAGAGCAUAGAGGUGGAGAAGAGCCUCAGGGAAAGGUUCCUGUCUGCUCCUCCAGUCUUCAGACAGACCAGGAAGGUCUGCAGCUUCUUCAAUUGUGACUCCAGUUAUUCUUCUAAACGGAACAGCUGCAGAUGCAACUGCCAGCUUGGUAAGGUCUACCAAGGAGACUGUUCUGAUGCCUCCAGUCAGGAGGAAGACUUGGAGUCUUAUGUUCAGGGACAUAAGAAAAAACAUGGGACCAAGAGUCCAUGUCAAGGUCUCUCCAGUGCCAAGGGAGCCCAGGCAGAGAGUCGGAGGGGGGGCCAUACUGCAGAGCUGAACGGUCCAGCAGAGAGGAGGAAGACUGAGCAGCACCCGGACGCUGAGAAGAGGAGCCACCCAUCCAACAAAUCAAAGAGCAGAGGCCUUCCUGCUGACAGGGACAGGGGAAAAGGAAAGGGUGCUGCCUUUGUAGCCAAUGGUAGGCUGGCACCAACUCAGAGGAAAGAUGGAGGUUCUGGUCCAGAUACGUUUGGUGAAACCUCCUCAGAAAGCUACAGCUCUCCAUCCAGCCCUCAGCACAGAGGACCAGAGAGCAUGGACAGUGAGGACGACCACAACAAAGAUACUGACAGCCACUCGGAUGACUCCAGCAAAUGUCAGGGGCCCGACAUGUUUUUUGCUAACCAGACUGAUCCAGCUGCAGUGGGGGGAGUCUCCUCUGUCAAGCCUUUGUCUUCCAGUACCCACCAGGCCCAGAUGGAGCCACCCUGCCCAGAGACUACCACGGACUUCCCUCCUCUCUCCUUCAUGCAUCCUCUGCCCUAUAUGCUCCCUAAUGGAACCAUAGACUCUCCACUACCACUGGUCCCUCCUCCCAGCCAAAGCAUUGUCCCUGAUGUUAAACCCUCAUCUGGGACCCUGAUGAUGCAGCUACCCCAUGUGCCUCCAGCUGUCCCUGGACUUGUGGUAGACCCAGAGAAGAGGGACAUGCUCCAAACCUUCGGGAUGCCUCCCAUGGGCCUCCACCCUGCAGGAAGUCCAGCUGUGCAGCCUCUUGUUCAGAGGUUCAAAACUGCUUUGCCUCACAGCCAGGGUGUUACUGGUGGAGCUUCAGGGGAUGGAUCUACCCCUUCUGUCCCUCAGGCUCCUCAUCAGGCUCAUGUUAGGGCCAUCAGUGUCUUGUCUCCUGGCCCCACCUCCUUUUCUUCCCCUCCUCAGCAGUCUCUGCCCUGCCAAGACCCGGCCAGUGCAGGCUCAGUCCUGGCCUCCUCACUUCCGCAUGUGGAGACUUCUCAUGCCAAACACCCUGUUUUAACCCUGCCGUCAGGCCUGCCUUCUCCGUACACCCUGCCACCACUCCCCACCUCUGUUAUGCCUGCUCUAGGAGCUCCUGCCCCCGCAGGGAUAGCACCACCUUCUGGACAUUUACAGGCAGCUGUUCCUCCAGCUGUGCCCACGCAUACCCCUGGACCAGCCCCCAGCUCCAUCCCAGCGCUAACUCACUGCACGGCACACAGCGACUGUACGUCCUAUAGUAACAGCAGCGCUUCCUGUGGAAGUGCCCAUGUUGUUCACGGCAACCCUAUUACCCAUCAGCAAACCCAGCAGCAACAGUUGCCCUCCCAGCAGCCGUCACAGCAACAGCCACAACAACAACAGCAGCAGCAACCAAUAAGCUGUGGGACCUGCGGUUGCCACAACAAUUGUGGGAGUCGAGGCAGCGGCACAAACAACAACAGUAUCAGUGGAGCCUCUGGUUGCCAGGCUCCCCUGUUCUUCCCUGCCCACCAGAUGGCAGGCGUUCAGCAGCAGGUGUUCAGCGUCCCAACGCACCUCUUCCAGCUCACAAACCUGCGCAGCAGCAGUUAUCUCCCCCAGGCCCAGCCUCCUCAUCAGGCCAACGGUGCCGCCACCCUGCCCACCUUCUUCCCUACUGCUCCACCUCCUACACACCAUCCACCCUAUGGCCCCCUCCACACCCACACUCACAGCCACGCUGAAGUGCCGUCUCACAUGCUGGGCACCCAGGCCGCAGCUGUGGCUGCAAACUACAACCUUCAGCAGCAGAUGACGCCAGCAUCUUUCUGCCAGCGUGUGUACCAGCAUGUGUACCCUAACCCCCUGGGGAUGCUGCCUGCGGCUGCACUGGGGGGAGGCGGAGUCAAUAAGAAGAAUGGCCAUGUGUCCUGUUAUAACUGUGGUGUGAGCGGGCACUAUGCUCAGGACUGCAACCAACCUUCAAUAGAAUCCACACAGCAAGGUGGCUUCCGGUUGAAGUACGCAGCCUCCCACAUUUCAGAAGCACUUGACAAUGCCGAAUGAAGAAGACGAAGAAGAAAGGCCGAAAUGGAAGUCUUCCGGUCUGCUUUCCACAGACAGUCCUCUGUUCUUCCCUCGGCGCUGUAUGUGUGCACUUCAGGGGAGGGGGGAAAAAAAACUGAAAAAAGAGAGAGAGAGAGAGACCUGCCAAGGGCUCAGUGGACAAAGCCUAAGUACUUGUGCCUGAGAAAACCUUUUACCCAUGGUGAUGAUUCACUGUCUUGUGCACACUAACAGUCCACAUGACUCCCGCUUCCUUCCCUUUCAGUUUGUUUUUGAUAUUUUUGCACUGAGGGUGGGAAUUUAUUAACUUAUUACUUAAUUAUUAGGAAGUUCAGAGAUUUGGGGGAAUUUGUUUUUACAUUCAAGUGGAGACUCUUCUCACUGAAAAUGUUCUUAUAGACUUAUUUCUUUAAAACAAAAACAAGAAAAACAGUGUAUUUAUGUUUUUUUCCUCAAUUAUUACUGUUCGUUAGGAUUCUAUUGUCCGACAGAAUUGUACAGCAGUUUUCAAAGAUUAAAACAAGAAUCAAAAAAAGUAAUGUAAGGAAAGAGGAUUUUAGGUUUGUUGUUCUUUUUUGUCUUUUACAAUUUUGCUGUAAGGUUUUUUGAAUGUACACCUUCAAGCAUUUUUGCGACUUGACGUUUAUAUGAAAGGUAAUUGCUGCUUUGUUUCGUAUUCUUUUUAUUUUUAAGUUGUUUUACUUGCACUAUAACGAGGCAGGAACACACUCUGAAGUAGAACAGACCUGGAAUAGUAAUUUUAGGAUUUCAAUUUGAGCAAAAUAAUCCACAAAUACAGCAGUUUGACUGUUUUUUGGUAUACUUAAAUUAUCUGUUAAACAGCUGUUAAUCGCUGACGAUCUAGAGACUGGUGUUAAAUGUAACUUCAAUCCACUCAAAUCCCAGUAGACCACACUCAGUAGUCCAAAAAGUUGGGUCUGUUUUUUAAUUCAGUCAAGGGUGAGAUCUUUAACACCCUCCUGCCAGAUUGCAGUGAUAUUUUAUGGUCAUAGAUGAGUAUUUUAAAUUGUUACCCUGCUGAAUGUUAGUGUUGCAAGGAAUCCCACCUUUCCAUAGUAAAAAAAAUCAGUGUAUAGUUAGGAUUUGUUAACUCCUCAUGAUGAAGGUUAGCCAGUUCUGGACAUUUCCUUUUGGAUUUGAGAUUUUAAACCACUUUUGGAGGACUCUUAAAGGAGCUAGAACUGUUCCACUCUGAAACUUUAAAAGGCAAACCUCUUUCCCUCACCAAGAUCCGCCCCUAGCCUUCAAAUCCAACUUACAAGUUCAACACACCCUCUUCAGCCUGUUCACAUUUACCACUUUUUUGUUUUUGUUUUUGGUUAUUCUGUCAUGCUCUAAUUGUUUCAGCACUUCAUGCAUCUGUACCUUGAAAUGUCUAUUUCAGUUAGAUUGAAGCUGCUGUGGUGAUUGUCGGAAGCAGUAAAGUUAACACUGUUCAUGUCAACUGAAGAACUAUGAACACUAAGAAGUGAGACAUAAUAUUUAAGUGUGUUAUUUAUAUGUGAGUAAACUUUCAACAGAAGUACAGCUAUCCUGAUGUCAUUCUGACUGUGAUUUUUCUGUCAGUAUUUUUAGUGGAUGUCAAUUCUUCUUUUUUUUUUUUUUUUAUUGUUAUGCAAGCAAGACUCACGUUUGCUACACUGCCAUGGUGACCAUGUUCUAUAGCCCAUUCGACACCAAGUGAGGCUGAUGAGCAGUUUUAGAAAGUUAUAAAAAUGGCCUUUUAUAGAUCACAUUAACAUUUUAACAGAUUUCAUGGCCAUGGCAUACUGACACUAAAAGAGCACACUACUGUGGUAUUGAUGGUUGAGGAUUUGGACAAUCCCACUUACAUUGUUUUAGUUUAGGCUUACAGAAAUUUUAGCAGCUACUUCAGUCAGUUGUACAGUUACAAGGCUGCUCAUUGCGGAAGCAGCAUUGAAGAUUGUCAAAGAUCGUCCUAUGAUAUAGGCACAGAAUUAACAGGCUAAACUAGAACAGUAAAGACAGAGCACUACAUUUAUUUGUAUAGAGAAAUAAAACAAACAUAUCUCUAAACUAUUGAUGCAAUCGAUCAAUCUCUACCACACCUUUGUAAAACUGGCAGAAUUUAACAUUUGAGCAUUUUGGGAACGAUUUGAAAUGACUUGAGGCAGAGCGAGAGGAUAUGGAGUCUGAAGUGUACAGUAUUUAAUAAAAGUCAGUGUUCUAAUUUCAGAAACUUUUGAAGCUCCAUUUAUUAUUGUGAAUUAUUUUUAAAGUUAAUCUUAAGUCUUAAAAUUGUGUUUCAUGAAGUCCCACAUACUGUAAGUAGUGCUGUCGACUCAAUCUCAAAUUCUAGCUGUCAUAGCCACAAACAGCUAAGCUCGAAUAAAUCUCAACCUAUAACUACUGCUGUAAACAAAGCACACAGACCUAAAAAACAACAAGGUCUAACAUGUCUUUCUUGACUGAAUAAGGCUGCAGACAAUUCCUCUCCGGUGAGUUUACCUGCUCAGCUAAGGUUUGUUUGUUUGAAAUCAACAUCAGCUACUGCUCUUUCUGGGUAGUUGAGUUUCAUUUGCCUGUCUUCUUCUGUAGUUUCUAUAGCAUACAUUAACAAGCAAACACUGCAAGCCCUUCCUUUUACUUUAUUGCCAACAUUCAGCAAUCCCAAGUUUAAACAGUUGUAUUCACAGCCUUAAUUAGCUAAAACUAUAAAGCUGAUACAGUUACAGUUGUAUGUGUGUGAACUGUAUUUUAAGGACUUUUUGUGCUUUGGGGCAAGAGGAUGUUUUAUUUGCUUAAACGCAAGAAGAUGGUGACAACACAAAUUACGAAAAUAAAUCUGGGGGAAAAAAAAUAUAUCAGACUCAGAGUACACUGAUGUUUCUGUUUGAUGAAAUAUUAAGUUUGCUUUUUACUUUACUUAACACUUCACAAUGUAGUGCUCCGUGUGAUAAGUUGUUCCCGUAAUGUAAAAUAACUGAAUAGAUAACACUGCGUAUUUCAUUUUGAAAGUGAAGUAUGUAUUGUAAGAGCAUCUGAGUGUUUGCUAUCCUUUCUCUUUUGUCACAGAGUUUGUUUUUGUUUUGAAGCCAUCAGGUUUUACUGCCAAGCCUGAAAGAUGCCACUUCUUCUCAGUGAUGUGCUAACUUGAUUUUUAUGUUAUUCUAGUUUUGACUCAUUGAUGUUGUAUUUCAUGGUUCUCAGUAUCAUUUUGUCCAGCUGUGUUGUUCCUGGUCAGGGAGGCAUGUGUGUGGGUUUGUGUGAGACUUUCAGGCUGCUCUGUGGACGUUCUGCUGGUAUUUGUGGUUUUGUCCGCCAUAACUGCUUGACCCUCUGUCAGUGCUUUGGUUAAUUUAAAAUCUAUGCAUACAGUCUUGUUUUUGCAAAUUUUAGAUGAGAUGGGGAGUUUGAUAUAUUAUAAAUGGAAAUGUGCAGCCUCCAACACUCUGUUGUGAAAUCAAACUGUCUCCAAUUUCACACGUAUAUGUCCCAAACUGCUUCCCAGAAAGUUCUUCCUUUCACAGACACUUGAAGUGGAUCUGAAGGUCCUGCAGAGUUCUAGAUCCAAUGAUCAAAAGCAGACAUGGACCACUAAGACUCUUGUGUGGAUUAGUGUGGGAGUCCAGUGUAAAUACUGAGGAUGCAUCAAACAACAGAGGGGAUUUCUUUUUUACCUUGAUGGUUUAGAAAUAUGCUGUACUGUACAUUUGUAAAGGGUCACUCUGCUGCAACCCUCAGUUGUAAUGUUUACUGUACUCUUUGAUAUCUGUCGACUGGAAAGGUCAAAUAUAUUUCUAGAGCGGAAUUUGGAUUUUAUGCAAAAUGUUGAUCUUUUUCCUGUAAUUAAAAGCAAUAAAUAUAAAAAUUAAACAAAGUGAA